This is a messenger RNA of Crotalus tigris (Tiger rattlesnake), 2430 nucleotides long. RefSeq names its product TGF-beta activated kinase 1 (MAP3K7) binding protein 1 (gene TAB1). The transcript is spliced from 11 exons. The record is from RefSeq and is a predicted model, not a curated record. Bases 325 to 2022 code for a protein of 565 amino acids. Gene Ontology annotation, cellular component: cytosol. Gene Ontology annotation, molecular function: protein serine/threonine phosphatase activity. Gene Ontology annotation, biological process: protein dephosphorylation. NCBI's taxonomy places the organism in Eukaryota, Metazoa, Chordata, Lepidosauria, Squamata, Viperidae.
GAAAUUUCUCAGAGAUGAUCUAACAUCUGAUUCGCAUAUUUAAAAACCUCCAAUUUUGUGAAAAUGUACAAUGUACAGCCAUUGCUGAUCAAACAGACCAAUCAAUCAAUCAGAAUAGAUCUGGAAAGGACCUUGGAGGCCUUCUAGCGCAAGGCUUAGAAAUACAUGUAGAAAGCCAGUUGGCGCUGAUGUCCUAGGCACUCCUCCUGUUUUAUCUGCAAAAUACAGCAUAUCCGCUAUGGUAACCGAGGACUACAUCGACAAAUUUCCUGCUGCAAAUAGAUAGUGUAUAUUUUUUUAAAAAAAUCCGAUACGCAAGAUAAAAUGCAGAAGAGCAAAGCAACCAGCCUCAAUACUUCCUCCCAUCCUCUCGAGGGCGCUGUCGACCGAGGGAAAGCAGAACCAAUUCCGCAGGAUAAAACUACAUUCGAUGGUCAUCCUGAGCCUUUCCUGCAGUCCGAUCCAACCUCUCUUGCCCGCCGAUGGAUGGGAGGAGAGUCUUGCUUCUGCGUAAAGAUGGCGGCAGUGAGGAGGAGUCUUUUGCAGAGUGAGCAGCUUUCAAGCUGGACAGAUGAUUUGCCGCUCUGUCAGCUCUCUGGUGUGGGUUCAGCUUCUAAUCGUUCCUACACUACUGAUGGAAAAGGCACUGAAAUUCAUCCCUUAGAGGAUAACUGGUUGAAAUUCAGAAGUGAGAAUAAUUGCUACCUCUAUGGAGUCUUUAAUGGUUAUGAUGGUAACCGAAUCACAAACUUUGUGGGAGAGCGGCUUUCUGCAGAACUCCUGUUGGGCCAGCUGAAUGCAGAGCAGGAUGAGGCAGAGGUGCGCAGAAUCCUGUUGCAGGCCUUUGAUGUGGUAGAAAGAAGUUUCUUGGAGUCCAUUGAUGAUGCAUUGGCAGAAAAAGCCAGCCUCCAAUCCCAGUUACCAGAGGGGGUUCCCCAUCACCAGCUGCCUCCUCAGUACCAGAAAAUUUUGGAGAGGUUGAGAUCCGUAGAAAAGGAAAUUUCUGGAGGAGCCAUGGCCAUUGUGGCAGUGAUUCUUAACAACAAACUUUAUAUCGCUAAUGUAGGAACAAACCGUGCACUUUUGUGCAAAUCUACCAUGGAUGGAUUGCAGGUGACACAGCUCAAUAUGGACCACACUACCGAGAAUGAAGAUGAAUUAUUCCGCUUUUCACAACUGGGUUUAGAUGCAGCAAAAAUAAAACAAGUAGGAACCAUAGGUGGGCAAGAAAGUACUCGGCGUAUUGGAGAUUAUAAGGUCAAAUAUGGCUAUAGUGAUAUUGAAUUUCUUAGUGCUGCAAAAUCUAAGCCCAUCAUAGCAGAGCCUGAAAUCCAUGGCGGGCAUCCAUUAGAUGGCGUCACAGGCUUUCUUGUGCUCAUGUCAGAAGGACUGUACAAAGCUCUAGAAGCUGCUCAUGGACCUGGACAAGCCAAUCAGGAAAUUGCAGCCAUGAUUGCCACAGAGUUUGCCAAACAAACCUCAUUGGAUUCUGUAGCUCAAGCAGUUGUGGAUCGAGUUAAGCGUAUUCACUGUGAUACCUAUGCCAGUGGUGGUGAACGGUCCAAAUUCUGCUCUCGGCAUGAAGACAUGACAGUCCUAGUAAGAAAUUUUGGGUACCCACUAGGGGAGAUGAGCCAGCCCACACUGACUCCAACACAAGGUGGUCGUGUCUAUCCUGUGUCAGUGCCAUAUUCUAGUACUCAGAGCACAAGCAAGACCAGUGUGACUUUAUCACUUGUCAUGCCUUCCCAAGGCCAGAUGGUCAAUGGUGCCCACAGUAGCUCUACACUGGAUGAAGCCACACCCACACUUACCAAUCAAAGUCCUACUAUGACUCUUCAGUCUACUAACACUCAUACCCAGAGUAGCAGCUCAAGCUCAGAUGGAGGCCUUUUCCGUUCUCGUCCUUCUCAUUCUCUCAGGCCGGAUGAAGAUGGGCGCGUUGAAUCCUAUGUAGACUUUGCAGAGUUUUACCGCCUUUGGAAUAUGGACCACAGUGAACAGGGGACACUCAUUGUGUAAUAAUGCACAGAGACUAACCCCUGUGAAGUCCCACCAGAUAGUAGGUUGCAAUUCAUCUCUUGGUUGACAACAUUUUUCUACAAAGCAUGAUCUUUUGGAGAUUUUGGGACAAAUUGCUAAUGUGAUUGUUCUCAUCAACUUGUCAAGCAUAUUUACGUAUAUUAAAUUCUUUUCUAAUGUCUCUUCCACUGUGAAAUCUUGUGGCAUUAGAGAGAGUUGCAAACCCGUACUGCAUGGCUAUAGAAGAAGAAUAGUCAGCAGCCAAACUUCUCUUAUGGAUAAGUAUCUGUCAAGAGUGUUUGUAUGUAUAUAUCUAUGUGUGCCCGUGUUGUUGAAGGGAUAAAUCUGGGAAUACUUAUAAUAUGAAAGAUACCUCUGAUUUGCAAAAUAAACGAUAACUUAUAGUUA